UCUGACCAUCACCCAUGCUUUCAACACCCAUACUAUAUCAUGGAGCCCGUGUUGUACGAGUGUUCCAGUUGCCACGCCUGGACUCUCAGCCAGCAUUUCAGGUUCCACAAGAGGUACAGACACCACCAGCCCCCGCAGCGGAUCAAGGACCACCUGGAUCAAACUUCUUGGCUGCUAGCUUUCUUAAGUUGAUCCAGGAACAUUCCCAGUGCCCGAUUGUUGCACCAGUGACUUAUUGCUCAUCAGGACAUGCGGCUUGUGUAUAUUGCACGCUCAGUUCAGCCAUCAGCCUUGGGGUCACUAAAUGUGUCCUGUGUCGGUCUCCAAAUGUUGUUCCUGGAGGCUGUCCUUUCAUUUAUCUUCGGCAGACCCAGGACUUUGUUGUGUCCCUGAUGGAAGGAAUUGCCCAGGAGUUCCAAGACACUCCUCGCGAAAAUCCAGAAUUAAGGUCAUAUGCUUGUGGAGCUUUGCGAGAUGACUGGAAACAAAGAAACAGGGUUGGUCGUCUACUCAUACAUGACAUCCAGCAACUCCGGGGUCCACUGACCCCCACAGAGGCAAGCCGUAUGGUCUUAUUGGCCAGACUUUGUCUACAGGGGGAAGGUGUUGGUUCAGCCCAGCUCCCGAUCAAGAUUGAUUAGCUCUCCCCUUCCGAUGACCUCGAUUGGGAAGAUGGGGAGUCUGAAGAGGACGAGGACGAGGUGAUUUGAUUCCGCGGUGACGGGUGUACUGGUACGCUGCUACAAAGGAAUUCAUGGAUAACAACUUCAUCUUAAAUAUUUACGGAGCAUCCACGUCCCUUUG
Messenger RNA from Suillus fuscotomentosus, 804 nucleotides. RefSeq lists its product as uncharacterized. NCBI's taxonomy places the organism in Eukaryota, Fungi, Basidiomycota, Agaricomycetes, Boletales, Suillaceae. The record is from RefSeq and is a predicted model, not a curated record. Bases 15 to 641 code for a protein of 208 amino acids. The transcript has 7 exons.